Molecule: messenger RNA, 570 nt
Organism: Lodderomyces pseudojiufengensis
Lineage: Eukaryota; Fungi; Ascomycota; Pichiomycetes; Serinales; Debaryomycetaceae
Exons: 1
Coding region: 1-570 (189 amino acids)
Source: RefSeq, a predicted model, not a curated record
AUGUCUUAUAAUCAACUACUCAACUUACCGAGUUCAAAUAUUCAAACGAAUGAAUCACGUUAUGAAGAAAUAAUAAAGGAAUUUUAUAACAAUAAAUCGGUUUCAGAUAUUAAAAUAUCUCCAUAUUUAUCACAUCAGUCAAGUGAUGUAGAAAAAAAUCCUAAAGUAAAUUCAAAAUUAACGGAAGCAUUAUCAAUAAAUCUGGAUGGUCAUGAAGAAAAAGCUGUAUCAUCGUCACCAGUUUUAGCCAGAUCUAAAUCUAUUACCCUGUUAGCUACACUAAUACACAUUCAACCGGAUGAUACAUGUUAUGAAGAUAUAAUAAAAGAAUUUUAUAAGAACAAAUCGGUUUCAGAAGCAUUAUCAAUAAAUCUGGAUGGUCAUAGAAAAAGAAAAUUCAAUGAAUCAUCAUUACCUAAAAUCAAAAAGAUUAAAUUGGGGUCAUCAUCAACUACAUCCGAUACACCUUCGAUAGAAGAAUUUUUAAGACCUAGAACACAGAUUUGCGAUGCUACAGUAGAAGAAAAUUUAAUUAACAUAAUUCAAGGGUCUUAUAAAAAAAUGGAGUAA